AUGGCAGCCGCAGUCAGUCAGUGUCUUGGCCAGGAGGAGGUCUUCAUCAGCCGGGCCACCAUUCAGCUACAGCCGCCACCGAUUGUCUACGAGUGGCAUACUCUCGUGCUGAACACGCCCACGGCCAGUCCACCACCGGCCUCUCCGCCCAGCUCGGCGGUGGCAGCCACGCCCAAGGGCAAUUACUAUACGCCCCCGAGGAUUUUGGGCACGGAGGCGCAGCGGAAGAAUCUGCACCAGACGCUGAGCAACUUUUACGAGGUGGAGCGGUACGCCAGUGCCUGGAAUCGCGUGACCAAGUAGAAGGCAUCUCCCCAGUAUCCCGGGGCCUAAUCGAUUAACCCAUUAAGCGCCCAAAAGCUGCAGGAGAGUGAAAUUCCAUUCCGUUGCCAAAAUUCCAAUUCAUGUUCCCCCGAAACUGCCGACCCGAAAUGGGCGUGGGGGAAAUGGAAAAGAAAGAAAUACUGGGCCUAGGCCAAACCCCUAUAUAUAUACGAUAAUAUAUAAACGUAGUGUAAGCAUCCCAUGAAUAUUUAUGUGCCCUAACCCUCCCUGAUAAUGCAAUAAAAGUAUUAUUUGACAGAUAAA
Messenger RNA from Drosophila bipectinata, 588 nucleotides. The record is from RefSeq and is a predicted model, not a curated record. NCBI's taxonomy places the organism in Eukaryota, Metazoa, Arthropoda, Insecta, Diptera, Drosophilidae.